AUGACGACGACAUUGAAUUUGGCAGCAAGAAGAAACGAGGCGCGCUUCGAGGUCGUGGUCGUGGUAGAGGUCGCGGACGUGGAAGGGGAGGUGCCGCAGCUUCACAUAAGGUAUUUAUGAUAAAACUCAACUUAUUUUAUUGUUUAAAUGGUGUUGUUUUCGAAGGGGCACGAUGA
Messenger RNA from Angiostrongylus costaricensis, 176 nucleotides. NCBI's taxonomy places the organism in Eukaryota, Metazoa, Nematoda, Chromadorea, Rhabditida, Metastrongylidae. The record is from the annotation of a GenBank genome assembly.